AUACGGCAGGGUUUUAGUCAAUCAACUUCCUGCUUUGUCUGCUUUCAGUUUUGAUUUAAUGAAAAACAGAAUUUUCUCGAAAUGUCUGUCAUAAACUACAGCAAAUGGGACCACAUAGAGAUAUCUGAUGAUGAGGAUGACACCCACCCAAAUAUUGACACGCCCAGCUUGUUCAGGUGGCGCCACCAGGCUCGGGUUGAGAGGAUGGAGGAACAGAAGAAAGAGAAGGAAACCUUUAAGUCCGAGUUGACCAGUCACCAGCAGAAAAUUCAUGAUAUGAAACAGAAAUUGAAAGAAGCCGAAGAAAAGAAGGCUCUUGAGGACCUUGAUGCCCUGAAGAAAGAGUUGAAAGAAAUGGAGCAACAGGAGACGGAGUUUAGGAGGAAGGAGGAUGAGUUGAAGAAGAAAGAACGGCUUACACCAUGGAAUGUAGACACUCUUUGCCAUGAUGGAAAAUCCAAAACAAUUAUCAACAAAUAUGAAAAAACAGAGGAAGAACUGACGGAAGAUGAAAAGGCUGAAAAACAGUUGAAUUUCAACAAAAACCACAAGGCUGACAUGAAAAAGUUUGGAAUGUUCAGCAAAUACGAUGACAGCCAGGAGUUCUUGAUGAGCCACCCUGAACUGGCCUGUGAGGAGACGGCUAACUACCUCGUCCUCUGGUGUAUUGACCUGGAGAUUGAAGAGAAACAUGCGUUGAUGGCACAGGUGGCUCACCAGACCAUUGUGAUGCAGUUUAUCUUGGAGCUAGCCAGGACAAUGAAGAUUGACCCUCGCGGAUGUAUUAAACCUUUCUUUACUAGAAUCAAGCAGGCUCAGAAGGAGUACAUGGACGCAUUCAAUGACGAGCUGAACGGCUUCAAGGAGCGGAUACGGACACGGGCAAAACAAAAGAUAGAGGAGGCCAUCAAAGAACAUGAAGAGGAGGAGAGGCAGAAGCGGCUUGGUCCGGGAGGUCUGGAUCCUGUGGAGGUGUUUGAGUCUCUGCCUGAUGUCAUGAAGGAUUGCUUUGAGAAGAAGGACAUUGAGAUGUUGAAGAAGGUUGUGGUUGAGAUGCCGAAGGAGGACGCUGAAUAUCACAUAAAACGGUGUGUUGACUCUGGACUCUGGGUGCCAGGAGGAGCGGAGGGGGAAGGGGAGGAGGGAGCAGAAGAGGAGGGAGCAGAGGAGGAGGGGGAGGGGAAAGAGAAAGAUGAGAUUUAUGAAGAAGUAAAGUGAAUUGAGAAGAGAAAUGUUGCAAAUUUCUGAAUGUGAUGUUUGGUAGCUAUAUCAUGUACUAUGUUAAGAAAUAUUUUGCGUCUUAAAUGUCAAACGAAAAAAUUCAGAGAAAUUGAUUGUCAGGAUUAUGGUUUAAAAAUCACUGAAUCCUAAGACUUAUUGGAAAAAAUGUUGUCAUUUCAAUAUAAGUAUCUAUCAUGUGUUUCCGGUACGGAUAAAAAAUCGGACCUGAGGGUACGCGUGUAAGCCGGUAAAGAGGCUUGCUGAGUUACCGGUCACGCAGCGUGCCCGAGGGUCCGAUUUUUCCGAUCCGAACCGGAAAAACAUGAUUGAUAUUUUUUCUUGCAUACCUAAGAUUAUGAAUUUGUGGAAAAAAUGACGUAGAAAUUGCACUUUUGUACAUUUCACCAAAAAGCGUGUGCGAUGUUGUGACACACAGUGUACUGACGUCAUAAAACGCAGUAAUUUUAAAUAACUAAAAAUUGUGUGUUUUACGAUUAUUUUCAAUUUUAGUUUAAAGACUUGCAUACAUAUAUAUUUGAUUGCGUUUUUUUUGAAAAUGCAUACUAUUAUUUUCAUAAACCAUGCAAUAAAAGAAAUAAGAAGUGGCGCGUUGUUUCGCAUGACUCAUCUUACAUGGGGUAUGUAAGAUGGGCUUUUCCAGCACUGGCCACAUGACCGGAAACACACGUCCGGUAUGCAAGAGUUUACAAUAUGACAUGGACAAACAUGUAGGAUAAUAACAUUGAAAUUCUUUUACCAUGGAAUACCAUUAUAUUCUUUUUGCCAGUUUCACAUAAAAUUAUUAUACUUUUUAAUUCUACAAAAAGUUUGCAAUUUUCGUUAGAUUUUGCAGUUGGUGAGAACCUUAUACAAGUGUUAUCUCAUGUCAUAUCACUAGAUAUAAGUAUUUACAGUGUUGAUAUCACAUUAUUACAACUAUUCAACAUUUUGCAUGAGUUUUUGUUUGUGUUGUAUUGGAAGUUAAGGAAGUCAACCAUAACACACUUUCAUGUCCUUCCAUAUGUCAUUGGUGUUAAAUUAGCCUAGGAAUAUGGAAUAUUGCUUUGUUGUAGCUUUGAUGUUGAUAAUAAAUAGUAAAAAAUAGAUAUAAGUUGUAUAAGGAGAUGUAUUUUGAUAUGGUGUUUAUGGAACGCAGAUGAGAUCAAGCGUUGCAUGUUAGUAUAUCUAUAGUAUGCAUGAAUUACACAUCUUGCAUGCCAUAAUGCUUGCUACUGUUGAUGAUUGUUGUUAAGUCUGUACAAAUGUCACAAAUGGCAACCAGUUAGAAAAAAAUAUUCCCACAUCUUUUGUAUUUAUUUAUUUAUCAUACUGGUCAAACUUCAAUUCACUGAUAUAUGACACUAAAAUAAUUUCCCUUUAUGACCAACAUUGACUAGGAUCUUGGUUGAUAGGUUCCCAGACUUCUCAACCAAUCAUAAAAUCACUAAAUCAGCAAAUCCAAUUAAAAGCAUUAAGCCUUAUCCCACUAUUUGACAUUUAUUGUCUAAUCUUUGAAGAGAUUCAAGUCAAAUUAUUUGAAUUACCACAAAAUCCGGUAAAAUCAUGUUUUAAUAAGGUUUCUUAAGCUAAUUUAUGUCGCUUGCCUUUAUUUUAGAAAUUUUGAUAGAAAUAACACUAAGAAAAAUCCCUUUGUUUGCCUGAUCUUAGAUUUUUGCUAUCUAUUACAGCAAUUUUAAUCUUGAAAAGUGUAUUGACUAUUCAUAAUGCAGGUUGAGCCAUGUUCCAUUCAUAAACUUUGUAUCAUUUUUUUGUUUAUAUGUUGCUGUUCUCAAAUCUUAUCAUAUAAGGACAUUAUCGUUGAUGCUUGAUGAUUGUAUAGCAUGUUGUUUAAGAAUGUUUUGUUUCUGUUUAAAUUGAAUUGUACAUAAAUAUGUUAACAGUGAUGUGCUGAAUCAAUGAAGUCAUAUUUACAUGUUUAUUGUACAAAUUUCAUAUUCUUAAAUGUUUCAUCACUCUUGAAUAAAUUUCAUUACAAAUGUU
Mya arenaria is the source of this 3222-nucleotide messenger RNA. RefSeq names its product hsp90 co-chaperone Cdc37-like. Gene Ontology annotation, molecular function: protein-folding chaperone binding; protein kinase binding; heat shock protein binding. The coding region runs from base 82 to 1218 and encodes 378 amino acids. The transcript has 11 exons. The record is from RefSeq and is a predicted model, not a curated record. Gene Ontology annotation, cellular component: cytoplasm. Lineage: Eukaryota; Metazoa; Mollusca; Bivalvia; Myida; Myidae. Gene Ontology annotation, biological process: protein stabilization; protein folding.